AUUGCUUUUAAUAACGGCAUACACAAUUACACGGGGACUCAAUGAGCCAUCCUUAUCACGAGUGUGCGCGUACAUAUAUUGACUGUGUACACAUCUAUACAUUUUUAAAGUUUUAAAUCACGCAACGAGAGAUUUAUGUCAGACCUAUCGGGAGCGUGAAGUCUGUAUUUACCGUGCAGUAGAAUUGGUCGCCCCAUUAUUUACUUCCGUGGAAAUCGGUUUUCUUCGCUAUCCAACAAACACAUGUAAUUGAUUCAAACGCUGGUUUCGCUAAUAGAGACCGGGCGUAUAGAACCGCGCUGAGAAAAAAAAAAUGUCAGAGGAUAUCAAAAAUAUGUCGGACGAUCAGGAACCAGAAAGUUACGAUGUGUUACUAAGGAACGGAGUGAAACCAAAUGACUUUUACAGUAACGGAAAGUCAAAGAUGGACUGUCCAAACUUCAAGUUGGAAUUAUUACAGAGUGAAUACAUCAGAAUCAGACGAUAUCUAUAUGGAUUAACGGCGGUUGUAGUGACUGGAAUUUUGAUACUAAUUGUAGUGGUAGCUGUUUUAUUUGGGAAAUUAAGUCAUGACUUGGUCAAUCAUGAACAUAAACCAAAAGUAGGGGAACAGAUCUCGGCGAUGCAGAAAGAGAAUGAACUAUGUGUUCCAUGUGCUAGCAUUAGGUCGGGUCCAAGUGUCGAAGAAAACAAAGUCUUAGACGAAUUUGCCAGAAAGUAUGAAGAAAACAUUGAAAUGUGCUGUGUGGAAACUCCGUCAGAACUUCUGCUUAUGUUGGAAUUGUUCAUUGAAAAAAGAUACAGAGAAGAAUCGGCAAAAGGUAACGUUCCACGUACUGGUGAACUGGUUUCAAUUGAAGGACAACAAACGGCAGCUCAUCUGCUGGGCUCUCAAGAAAGACUAGACGAAGACAUUGGUCCAGGCACGCGGUUUUCUGUACCACACUGGAUUUACGACAAGGAUAUUGCAUUCCUAAGUAACAUGAAGUAUCGUCACGGAAGACUAGUAGUGCCCUCUGACGGUUAUUACUACGUCUACAGCCAGGUGUCGUUCGUGGAACUUUACUCCGGAAGUAAUCCCGCUACCCAAUCAUCGUCCAUCUCUCAUUAUUUGUGUCGCUAUAAUAUUAUCUACCCGAACGGAGGCGAGGAAAUUCUGGCUAAAAAUGCCGCCAGCAAAGCGUCUAAUAGCAAAGUUGUCGGAGAAUAUAGCAGCCACAUUGGAGCGUUAUUUAAAUUGCGAAGAGACGACGAAGUGUACGUUAAAGUCUCGGAUUUAUCUCUUAUGGUUCGUGAUGUCAGGAGAAACUACUUUGGUAUCUUUAAGUUGUCUAAUAUCACACAAAACGAUUAAAAACUACGGACAAAAUCCACUUUUCAGCGUUUGUCAUUCUUUAUAAAUGCCUUCAUUCAUUUGUAAAAACCUGUUUCAUGAGAGUGAUUGCUUUUUGGACAUUAUAGAAACAGUAUCAAAGUAAAGAGAGACAAAUUAUGCUUUUUUUAAAAAAUGUAUGCAAGUAAUUAUUAAAUGUUUAUGGGUUAUUAGUUUGAAAUCAAGAAUUUUGAAAAAGGAAAAAAAUCUCAUUUUCAGUUUAAUUUGUAACUCCUCGACUUUUUUUUGCCUAAUUGGAGCUUACAAAGAAAUGUGUUCCGAAUUGCAUAUUGCAAUAACUAGUAUAUGUCGGUUGUCAAUCAUACUGUAAUACUAUAGUGAUUUGAAAAUGAACAAGUAUACAUGUAUAAUUUGUUGGUUGAGUGAGAGAGAGAGAGAGAGAUUAUUACAUAGGUAUAUGAGAUUUUAAGACUAAGUAUUGUAAGUUAGUGCCAGCAUGUUAGGGGAGGGUCAGUGUGCUUGGAUUUGUUUGUGAGGAAAAUAUGGUUUUUAGAGAAAUCUAUGUAAUUUGUUCCCAAUUUGUUCUCGGUGAUUGUAACUUGUUUAUUUGAGUUUAUACCUUGAGUGAUAGCUUGCUUGUUCUUAUAUAAAAAAAACUGCCGAUAUAGUCAGCUUAAAGAGUGUUCCAAUAGUAUGCUCUUUGAUAUCAAGAAGUUUUUCAGUAUUUUGUAAAUGCGUAUUAAAAAGUCAGGAGAAUUACCUACAGAUAGCUUUUGUUUAGUAGAUAAUAUAAGUAUACUGAAUUAAAAGUACAAUGUAGUUCAUCCCAAAAAAUAUAUGUAAUAUAUGCGAUAACAGGUUUGUGACAUUGUUCUCUCUAUCAAUAUAUUUUACUGAAUGCUUAUCAGUUAUGUGUUUGUGGAUUAGAGGGUUUUGACUUUUUGUCAACGAUAGAAAUUCUUUCUUAGUUUUUCUUUUGUUCCUGGCUUGAGAAGCCAGUUUUUAUUUAAAAAAUUAGUUUUGUUCCCAAUGUAGUGAUUAAUGUAUUUUUGUAUCGAAACUGACGCAAUGUCGAAGAAAUAAAUAAAAUUUACAAGUGUGA
Molecule: messenger RNA, 2435 nt
Organism: Saccostrea cuccullata (small rock oyster)
Lineage: Eukaryota; Metazoa; Mollusca; Bivalvia; Ostreida; Ostreidae
Exons: 4
Coding region: 314-1354 (346 amino acids)
Biological process (GO): immune response
Cellular component (GO): membrane
Molecular function (GO): tumor necrosis factor receptor binding
Source: RefSeq, a predicted model, not a curated record